UCCAGUCAAGUCCAGUCCCGUCAAGUCCAGUGCAGUCCAGUCCAGUCCGACCCGGCCAGUCCAGUCCAGUCCAGUUCAGUCCAGUCCAGUCCAGUCCGGUCCAGUCCAGUCCCGUCCAGUCCAGUCCAGUUUAGUCCAGUAGAAUCCAGUCCAGUUCAGUCCAGACCACACCGGUGCUAUCCAGUCAAGUCGAGUCCAGUCCAGUCCAGUCCAGGUCAGUCUAACACUGUCCAGUCCAGUCCAGUCCAGUCCAGUCCAGUCCAGUCCAGUCCAGUCUAUUUCAGUUUUGUCCAGUCCAGUCCAUUCCAGUGUAUUCCAGUAGAGUCCAGUCCAGUCCAGUCCAAUCCAGUCCAGUUUAGUCCAGUAGAUUCCAGUCCAUCCACUCCAGUCCAAUCCGGUCAAUUCCAGUGCAACCUAGUCCAAUGCAGUCCAGUCCAGUCCAGUCCAAUCCAGUCUAGUCCAGUCAAGUCAUGUCCAGUCCAAUCCAGCCAAGUCAAGUCCAGUUCAGUCCAGUCCAGUCGAGUCCAGUCCGGUCCAGUCCAGUCCGACCCGGACAGUCCAGUCCUGACCAGUCCAGUCGAGUACAGUCCAAUCCAGUCCGGUCCCGGCCAUUCCAGUCCAGUCUAUUCCAGUUUAGUCCAGUCCAGGCCAAUUCAGAUCAGCACAGUCCAGUCCAGUCCAGUCCAUUUCAGUUUCGUCCAGUCCAGUCAAGUGCAGUCCAGCCAAGUCCAAUCCAGUCCAGUCCAGUCUAAUCCAGUACAGUCCAACGCAUUCAAGUCCACUACAGUCCAGUCCACUCCAGUCCAAGCCAGUCCACUCGAGUGCAGUCCAGUCCAGUCCAGUCCAGUCCAGUCCAGUCCAGUCCAAUCCAGUGCAGUCCAUUGCCAUCCAGUACACGCUAGUCCAGUCCAGUGCAGUUUAGUACCGUUAUGUACAGUCCAGUCCAGACCAUUCCAGUGCAGUCCAGUCCCGUCCAGUCCAGUCCAUUCCAUUCCAGUCCAGUCCAGUCCAGUCCAGUACAGUCCAGUCUGGUCCCGGCCAUCCAGUCCAGUGAAGUACAGUCCAGCCAUGUCCAUUCCAGUCCAGUCCAGUCUAAUCCAGUCCAGUUCAGCCCAGUCCAGUCCAGUCCGGUCCAGUCCAGUCCAGUCCAUUCCCGUCCAGUCCGGUCCAGUCCAGUUUACUACAGUAGAGUCCAGUCCAAUUCAGUCCAGUUUAGUCCAAUCAAGUCCAGUCCAGUCCAGUCCAAUCCAGUCCAAUGCGGUCCAUUCCAUUGCAACCAAGUCCAAUCCAGUCCAGUCAAGUCAAGUCCAGUCCAGUCCAGUCAAGUCCAGUCCAGACCACACCAGUCCAGUCCAGUUCAUUCGAGUUCAGUCCAGUCCAGUGCAGUCCAGUCCACUCCAUCUCAGUCCAGUCCACUCCAGUCUAAUCCGGUGCUUUCCAGUGCAACCUAGUCCAAUGCAGUCCAGUACAGUCCAGUGCGGUCCAGUCAAUUCCAGCCCAGUCAAUUCCAGUCCAGUCCAGUCCAGUCCAGUCCAGUCCAGUGCAGUCCCUUGCCAUCCAGUACACGCCAGUCCAUUCCAGUGCAGAUUAGUACAGUUUAGUCCAGUCGAGUUCAGUCCAGUCCAGUGCAGUCCAGUCCACUCCAUCUCAGUCCAGUCCACUCCAGUCCAAUCCUGUACAUUCCAGUGCAACCUAGUCCAAUGCAGUCCAGUACAGUCCAGUCCAGUCCAGUCAAGUCCAGGUUUGUUCAUUGCACGCCAAUCCAAAUUAGGCCAGUCCAGUCCAGUCCAGUGCAGUCCAGUCCAUUCCAGUCCAGUCCGGUCCAGUCCAGUCCAGUCUAAUCCAGUAGAGUCCAACCCAGUCCAGUCCAGUCCAGUCGAGUGCAGUCUAGUCCAGUCCAUUCCAAUCCAGGGCAGUCCAUUGCCAUACAGUUCACGCCUGUCCAGUCCAGUGCAGUGCAGUCCAGUCCAGUCCAGUCCAGUCCAGUCCAGUCCAUUCCCGUCCAGUCCAGUACAGUCCAGUCCAGUCCAGUCCAGUCCAGUCCAUUGCAGUCCGGUCCAGUCCAGUCCAGUGAUGUUUAGUCCAGUCCAUUCCGCUCCAGUCCAGUCCAGUCCAGUCCAAGCCAGUCCAGUCCAGUGCAGUCCAGUCCAGUCCAGUCCAGUCCAGUCGAGUGCAGUCUAG
Molecule: messenger RNA, 2181 nt
Organism: Echinostoma caproni
Lineage: Eukaryota; Metazoa; Platyhelminthes; Trematoda; Plagiorchiida; Echinostomatidae
Source: the annotation of a GenBank genome assembly